Messenger RNA from Gloeophyllum trabeum ATCC 11539, 8495 nucleotides. RefSeq lists its product as uncharacterized. The coding region runs from base 157 to 8403 and encodes 2748 amino acids. NCBI's taxonomy places the organism in Eukaryota, Fungi, Basidiomycota, Agaricomycetes, Gloeophyllales, Gloeophyllaceae. The transcript has 18 exons. The record is from RefSeq and is a predicted model, not a curated record.
GAGGGUCUCAAGAUAGAUGUUGAACGUGCCGCACCGAAUGUUAUUACACUUCGCCCACCUCGCAGGCCUAUAAGGGCCUCGGAUUUUGCUCCCUUUCCCAUCGCUCGCCGGCUCUGGUCUAUUAUAUCAAAAUGCGCCGGAUAUUUGGAGCCCACCAUGCGGCCCAUUGUGCGCGCGUACGUUGUUAUGGCCCUGCGACUGAUAAUACGGAUUGUGCCCCCUCUGACUCAUGUAAUUGAGUUCGAACUUGACGCCGCUGUGGUGUCAUUUGCAGCUCUCUCUGGGGUAUCCUUGGUCUUGAAGGAUACAACUCUGCACACGGCACUAUCCUUCUCGCAUCUUGAGCGAGUUAUAUGGACUGAGGGGUUACAACCGAACCCUCGUAGGCGGAAGCAUUCUCGACUCAUGAGUGUCAUCGAUUGGAAAGACAGGUUCGCCUCCAGUCUAGAACGCUCAUGGGAUCGUGCUUGGGGGAAGACACAAGGAGAGGCGUCCGUAUCUCUCAGGAUCAAUCGGGUGGCUUGCUUCACCCGUCCUUGGCCUACGGGCAUGUUACAUACUCUGGCUGAGAUGGACGGCCUACCUAAGGGAUGUUUCCUGAACUCCCCUGGCACCGUGGAGCUGAGAGGAUCAGUGCGCUUCAAUCCCAGGAAAGGGACCACAGAGUCCCACAGUAUUCGGCUGUCUCUGAAUCUGAGAUCUCUGUUCCUUGGUGUCAAUGACCUUCAGACACUCUUGGAGAAACUAAAGCAAAGCAAGGGAGACGAAGAAGAAGACAUCAGAUCUGCUGAGCCAGACUCCUUCUUCCUCAGCCCUCAGUCACCCGAAGUCGCUUCUCCGGUAGGUGUCUCGCCCAUCACACCUCCUCCUCGCAAUCCGUGGAGAAACUCCCUUCUGUCGCCUAAUUUACUUCGCCGAGGGCCCAAGCCUGUCGCCAUCCAGAGACUGAAGCGUGUGAAGCAAUUGACAUGGCUAUCAACGUUGAACUGUCUUGACGUGCAUAUCUCAAGCGUACAUCUGCGGCAUACCAUUUCAGGAAAAUCAGGAUAUCUUGCUCAAACGUACAAGGCAACGGUGUCCGAUUUCUCAGUGGGAUUACGCCUGAGCAAUCCCAUCGAUAACCCUCUACACCGCAAGUGGUUAGGACGAGAAGCCAAGUCCGAUCCGCACCUGGACGCGGCCGUUUACGCCCUCGAUUUUUCUCUGAAAGAUGCAAAGGUGGAAAGGUUGAGGGAGAGGACGUUCCUCGAUGUCCUAUGUCUGGCGUCAUUGAAGAGUCUGGACCUUCGACUAUUGACGACGCGCUGGCCCAGCCCGUUGAUGCCCACUACAUCCUACAUGACUGAGAAUCCUAAUGAGGCUUUGCUGGCCAUAGAUCUAACCGUCGGAGACCUUGAAGUCCAAGAUCAACUGGAUAUGCUCUGUGAUAUUCUAUCCCGUAAAAGGGCUUCUGAGAAGCCAGUCAAUCAGCUAUCCAUCCUGCCGACGGAUUGUGGCCCAGUCCCCCGAGUUAUGCUCGACAUCCAGACAGGCAGUCUAUGCGCGCGUCUCAUUUGUGCUGACCCUUCGGAAGGUAGCGCGCCUCUGAUGGUCCAGGCACAGAGCGAUGGGCUCGUAACCUCUGUUCAUUCUCAUUUUAUCACUUUGCAAGACCACUCAGAUCACAAGACCUCAAAGUCAAAGACACUAUCCGAGCCUGUCGACUACAUGCCCCUCCGAUUUGACAUCUCUAGCUCCACAGUGCUGAAGUCCACGUUUGUGCGAUUGCUCACGAUGCCACCAUCCACGAACGCGUAUCCAGGCGCAGGCUUUAAUGUGCCGACGGUUUCCUCUCUCCCUAUUGUGUCGCUCGAAACUCUGGAACUGAAUGGUGCAGCGAGCACAUUAGGAUAUGCAUCCGCUGGUACAGCCAGCGUCGCGCGUUUGGAUGCGUCGUCUGCUGUGGUAGAUUUGUACGGCUCGACAGAUGCCCUUUCCAUCGAGUUAUGGCAGCCGGACGUCAUUACAGCGCUGAGGACGAUGGCGACGUUUGCAGGAGAUGCAGCGGGAGUUGCACAGCAGAAGAAGUCUCGCCCGCCACAUGCCAGACUGCCAUUUGGGCUUAUCUUCGACUUUUCUCUCGAGCGAGCUGUAGUACUAUUGGCAGGACUGGAUAUCAACCCUUCCGAAGAACUUGGGCUUUUGCGCGGGAUUGUACUCCGGAGUGGGUAUGCAGUUGAAUACUGUGCUUUGCAGCCUCGCCAUCUCUGGCGAUUCAAGAGGUUACAGGAGCAUACGCAAACCCGACAAAACCUAGACCUUCCGGAAACACAAUUACGUGAGGCGGUUGCUGCUACCAGAGCGUCUCUGUCUACGAAUACUGUAUACGCGUUUGUCAAGGUAGACUGUUGGGACCUCGCAGUUCGGGACGCUGUGGCGACCAAUUUUGAAUUCGACGACGACCCGUUCAGCACAGAGCUGGGUAAUGCCUUCUCAGAUGCGCGGGAGUUCCUAAACGUGUCGCACGUACGGACUAAAGUGGCUUUACACGGCAGCAGCUCAUGCGAUUCAUGUGACCCAACCUCGACUGCCAUUGACAUCGGGAUCUUCGUUCCCGACAUCCGUUGUAAGUUCCAUCUUGCACACUCUUACUGUCUCCUUUUGGGGUUGUAUACAGCAUUGCGACUGCUGGAACGUUCCUCUCCCAAAGAGGAGAAUGGGAAUAGGCACACUACUACAUCUCCUGUCAUCAAGUCUGGUGUCACCAUUGGUACCUUGCAGGUCCUCUGUGAUUUACCUGUAAGGCAACGGUUAUGCACCAGAGUCGAUGGCCUGAAAAUUCACUCCUCAUCUAUCUCGAAAAGUGCAGAAUUUCGGAAGUGUUUGUUCUGGGUCUAUAACGCAGGUACCUCCAGGACGGGAGAGGUCAGCGGUCAAUGGGAAGAACUCGGACGCCUGAGGCAAUGGAAUGUAGCGGUACAUGGAGCCGAAGGCGUGUCGCCCAACAUAUCUGCUGAAGGCAACUCCGCUCGACUCCGGAUCCCAUACGGAUACGUUCUUGCGGAUCUUGUUCAAGACGUCAAUAUUUCUGUGAAAGCUCUCCGACAUCUCUACCGCAUGACUUCCAGUGCUCAUUACUUCUCAAUACGUCCACCUGAGGCGGAGGAAGCAAAACGCAUACCUGACAUUCGGGUCCGGAUUCAAUGCUUCAGUUUUGACGCCAUGGAUGAUCCUUUUGAGAGCAAACUAGGCUUGAUUACCCGUGCGGGUUUCGUAUCUGCUAGGGUUCGAGACCAUCGAGAGGAAGCAUUCGCCCUCAAGGCUACCACCGUGAAGGCGGCGGAAUCAUCGAAUACCUCUGCUAUUUCAGAUGUUGACUCCGGCCUUAGAUUUACCGCGAAGCAUUCGGUGCCCGUCGAAGAUGCUCAUCGUCGACUACUCCAGGUUCAUUCGGUAGACUACGUCCAAAGACAUCGGUCUCUACAAGAUACACAGUCUGAGCGCGAGUCUCGGGACGCACAACUUGUCGGAGAGUGUGUGCCGGACGAAGAUAUUGCAAUGGUACCCAAUCUUGUGGAAGUCGCUGUGCAUGAUUACGUGCCGCGAUUGUUCGACGUUAGGCUUCAUCAGUUGUCUCUAUACGUUUCGAAGCCCUCCUUCCCUAAUGAAGCCUUACCUGAGUUCCUUCACUUGCAGGGUUCUGGUUUGCCUCUGGACACACAAUUUACUCUUUUGGUGCCACUGCAUCUGCAUUAUUCGCUCGCCUCUCUCCGCAUCACAUUGCGCGACUAUCCGCUGCCGCUGCUGAAUAUCCCCGAAGCGGAAGAUGAUAAGGUGGCGGCGUUUGUCUUCGAAACGGAUUUGGUCAUUGCGGAAGAGAUGGGAACAGCGCAGUCUGUUGACUGGUACGAAUGCAUCGUACUUGGAGCUCAUUAUGGGAGCCCAGGUGCUAGCUCCUUCUCGAUUAGUGUACCCAAGACUAUCAUGCCAGUGAAAACGUAUGCGAAACCCGUCAUACAUGUUACUACCAAGGGCAUAACCGACCUUGCAUGGGGUGUGAGCUACCAUCCUGCUACCCAGGACGUCAUGCGUGUCAUCGAUGGUCUGACCUCAGCGCCCCGUGAUCACUCACCAGCUGUCGGCUUCUGGGACAAGAUUAGGUUGACAAUGCAUUGGCAGCUUCAAGUCAAGUUUGACGGUGAAGUCCAUCUACAUAUGAAGGGAUCCAGGGAUCCGUACGAAAUUUCUGAUAAGGGAGCCGGGUUCGCAUUGUGUUGGCAAGGAAAUACGAGGCUGGAUAUAGCCAUGCCGAAUACUGAUCAUGAACUAGUGCAAGUGACCAGUGAUACAAUGCUGGUUGUGAUACCAAAUCCGCAGGCUGAAGAAGACCCCGAGGCUGCUAGCACAAGGCAAGAUACGAUACUGGAUCGGACGUCCAUUUGUCGGGCAGAUUCGCAUGAGUAUCGAAAAGUGUGCGCGAAGUUCAGUUCGGGCGUCCGCUUUGGUAUUGGACUCGUCCUGGAGCGAUCUUGCGGGCCGGAGUGUGAUAAAUGCCAUGGUCCCCCGUUCAAGCGAGAGUGCCGCCUGUUCACUUUCAGGCCUCACUAUGAAGUCAAGUUGGAACGUAAACUGAAGGUCCCGGAGCUGAAGAGCUUCGAUGACUCUUACGAUGGAUUCCGAUCGGACUUCAUACAUUUAUCCAUCUCCCUGACAUCUGCGACUACCGAAGGCGUUCUCAGAACGCGCACUCAGUAUAGCAGCCUACACCUCACGCCCAAGACGUUCACGCAUUUCUGGUCCUGGUGGGGGUUGUUCGAUAGUUUCCUGUCACUGCCCAUCAGGCAGGGCCGACUUCAUAGGCAUAGCAGACCUCAAUCACCCAAGUUUGGACGACAUCUGGCCACUAUCAAGUACCGCAUCUCAGUCAAGCGAGUCUUCAUCUCUCAUGUAUACUUGGACGAAUCAGAUGAGUCAUGGGCUGAUGGUGUCACCUCCUUCGUAGGCAUGAAGGCCCUGAUAUCUGACCUUCAUGCUGAUAUGCAUCAAAGAGACCAGGAGAUAGUCGUCCCAGGGUCUGAUUUUAGACCUCCCAAAGUCACGCGGCGCAAGCCAUUCUAUGCGGCGGAAGUUGUGAUGAAGGAUCUGGAUCUUCGCGCAAUGCUGGCAACUUUCAAAGAGCCUCUGAAACAGUCGGUGCCUAUGGAGAAGCCGCAGCAAAGUAGCAGAUUUCGGGCUCACGAGCAGAAGAUGCCCUACACUCCGUCUGCUUGGGUCGACGAAAAUGACUACGUCGAAACGGAUUGGAUAUCUUCAGGCACCCCUGUUGUUCAUUUACUUCCGGCUGCAUCCUGCCCGCGUUUUACGUACUUCAAGAGUACGACCAAGACGUCAAAUCCAAGUCAUGCUUCCAAGAGCAGAUUUGGGGACGAGGAUAGUCACUCUUGUUUUCUCGGGAAAGAAGACUCUGUGUCUCGUAUUCAGAGCGAGCUGGCACAUGAACGUAUCCGUGAGCUGCAGCGCCAACUUGCUGGCACUUUAAGCAAGGCGAGUGGGCGACAUGCAUGGCAUGACAAGGGUGAUACGACGAAUACGGGGCCGCAGAAGGACGCCGGCUUCGUCGAUAAUCAAGCCAGUACUCGAAAGAUGAUCGCACUGUUAGAGGCAUAUAUCGCACAGGUCCAGCUUAUCGACGUCGAGAAUCGGCGGCCAGGCAUUCAUAGGGAGCAGAGCUAUUACAUGCCUCUGGACACAGUGUCAUCUGCAGAGUGGGCAGAAUUUGAUAACGUGUACCAAGUUCAUUGCCCGAAGAUCUUCAUGAGUAACUCCACUCGCGACAUUCUCCUACAGUAUUACUAUUGCUCGCGCACCCGCCGAGGCUUUGAAUAUCAUAUGGCGACACGGGCUGUGAAGUUCAUGCGAGAUCAGGCGAGAUCAGGCGCAUUUGUCUCCCAGGAAGGAGUCGAUGAGUCAAAACCGAAAGGACCCGGAGCAAGCGCUCAGGCUGCCGCCCAGGCAUUCCUCCGCAGAUUGGCAGGUGACGAUGAAAAUAAGACAUCUGUUCAGAUCUCACGGCAGCCACUCCCGGAACCGGGGAUUGUCGAUCCCUUGGGUGGAUGCUCUGACGGGGUCUCGUUACGCCAAAGCCAUUUCUGCCUGCUUCUUAAGCCCCAGAUCGUAUUGCGGAGUGAGGCCAGCGAGAACGCCGUCUGCGUCCUCGCAGCUGUGCAAGCAAAAUUGCAAUCUUUCGGCAUAAUGGAUAACGCAAAUGCAGAGGAUCCGGUCAGCGGGAAGAUCCUCACGAGGACAUAUACUUCUCUAACUGGCCUACAAACUUUCUCGCCCACAGGGACUGCUAUACCCGGGGAUGGGUGUGUCCCUCUUGAAGUGCUUAUCGAUCUGCGAUGCGAGAGCAGCGAGUUUGAUCGUCUCGUCCCUCAAACGGACGCCAGUUUCCAUUACGACAAAUUCAAUAGACUUCGUUUGCGAAGUGAUGUAUCGUCUCGUGUAACGACUACUGAGGAUAGCGACAGUCACUUGCACCAUCAGACGGACCUCAUACAAGUUCAUGUCCCCCAGUUCACCGUCUCUGCGGAUGAUCAACAUUUCCAGGCCAUAUCUAACAUAGUCACCGACUUGAUACUAUUCACGGACGCCACACACAAGACCCGACUAGAUAAGCUGGAAACACUAUUGUUCCGUUAUGACUUCACCGACCUUAGUGAAGCUGCGAAUGUUGUGUCAAAUCUGCAGUCCCGUUUGAGGCACGUCAUGGAGACGGAGAGGUCUGUGGAGCCGCGUCUUCGUCAAUUGGGGACCGACGGCAGGAUUGAGAUGCUCAAGAUCAAAGCACAUAUCCUGCUUCUGGCCGAAGAAUUGAACCUGAUCUUCGACGCCAUCAAACUGGCUCAAGAUAAACGCGAAGGCCAUUCUGAUCACAAGUCCGCCCUUCUGCUACAAGCCAUUUCCUCUGAGAUAUCGUGGAGAAUGCUUGACGAUCAACGGGAUCUUCUCGCGAAAUUGUCUCUCCGUCAGAUCGACUACACAUGGCUAAGUCGACAAGAUAGCUCUACGGAGAAUAACCUCGCCAUCGGCGAUCUCCAAGCUUUCGAUGGCUCUUCAACUGCUGUUUGGGCUGAAAUCAUAUCGAAGCAUAACGAACCAAGUAAUCAUCCCCUGGUCAAGCGUGGUCUUUUCCUCUUGGCUCACUGGAUCGUACUAGCGCCCGUUGGCGGGAUCACCGUUUUCCAAGACUUUGAGUUGAGAUUCCAUCCAAUGCGACUGCAGAUAGACACGAGGGUCGGACGGAGGAUUAUGGAAUAUCUAUGGCCAGGUCGAAAGAACAGGAGACGAGAUUCAGAAGAAGCACAUAUGGAAGCACAUGUGGAGGAACCGGAGUCGAUGACAUCUGAGGAAGCCGCCGCGGUGCCAAUCCUGAGACCGAAGCGGCCAGCCCGAUCUUCGUUAGAUUCGGCUAGACCGGUGCAAACUGCCCAUGCCUCGCUGGACAUCAAUCGACUGGCACCCCCGCCUUUGCGACGACUGGGCGUCUCCAGGUCCUUCACAGAUCUACGUAGUGCCGCGUCUUCAAGCUCUCAGGCCCCCAGGCUGGAGAGGGCGAACUCAUAUGCCCCCUUUGGCGAAAGUGCCACCCAAGCCCAUCCUUUGAGCCGUCGGACCUCUACUAGGAGUGAUACCAUCAAGCCACGGAAUGCCUCGGAAGAAGGGGACGCUGCCCUUAUGAAGACGCGUUCUUCGCAGAAGACCUUCAUAAGAGUGCGGGUUGAUAGUCUACACUUGUUGCUUAGCGUCUGGAAACAGGGUUCGUUCCUUUGUAGAGGAGCUCACAUCAGGACACGAGAGCUUCUCUAUCGUAACCAAACAUGGAGUUUUGAAGAGCUGGUGGACCAAUUUAUUCCAUCCGAUCCAAGCUGGAAGGGUUGGGUGAAGAUGGCAUUGCAACAACCGCUGGUCCCUGUGCUACCUGUCGCGCGAGAGCUCUUCUCCAAGACGCAAUGGGUUGCGUCCAAAGGGAAAUCGUACCUUGACGCCCAACUGGAUGGCUCUCCCAGGAAACUAGUCAAGUCGAAACCCAUCGGUGCUGACCCAUCAAAAAGUCUUCCGGACCAAAAGCAGAGAUCCCGCACGUCUUCCCCUAUGAGGCGAAUUCGGGGACGCGCCAUAAAAGCCCAAGCAGCUCCUGCGGAAGCGAUGCCGCCUGAUCGUCUGUCACGAGAAGCAUAUCGUCCCGACGAGGACAUGAAUUCGACGUCUGCGGAUGACCCAUUACCAAGGCCUACUUCUCGAGCUAGAAUGAUGAGCUUGUUCAAGAGGGGUUCUUCGCGUCCACGAGCAAGCGCAGACUCGAGUUCUUCGGAUGCAUCCCUCGCGAGCGGUCACCGACGACAAUCUCUGGACCACAUUUAAUUCGAGGACUUCUCUGCACGUUCUUAGGAACAUGUAUACCUUGUCGAACAUACCAGCGCAAACAUACGUUCUAUUUAAUUCGUUGUGAAACA